AUGGACCUCGUGGCCUGCGUGCUGGUUCUCAGCGUCGUCGCCGCCUCGGGCGCCGUCAACCUUACGAUUGAUGGCAGCAGCUCCUUCGACAAGGCGACCAACCACCUUGUGAACGCGACGGUGCACGGCCACGUGCCGCCGAGCAUCCUCGCGGGCGCCGGCAUUGGCCUCGGCUUGAUCGUGGCGCUGGCCGGCUACCGGCUCUUCCGGCCCGUGCUCUUCCUCAGCGGCUUUGGCGUCGGCGCGGUCCUUGCGUACCUUCUGGCCGAAGCCAUCUUUACGACGCAGUCGUUCGCGACGACCGCGCACUGGGUCUGCUUUCUUGCGGGCGGCAUCGUCGUCGGCGCGACGGUCCUCUGCCUCUGGCGCACGGGGCUCGUUGUCAUCGGCGCCGCCGCCGGC
Messenger RNA from Saprolegnia parasitica CBS 223.65, 402 nucleotides. RefSeq lists its product as hypothetical. Lineage: Eukaryota; Oomycota; Saprolegniomycetes; Saprolegniales; Saprolegniaceae. The annotation marks the transcript as partial. The record is from RefSeq and is a predicted model, not a curated record. The transcript has a single exon. Gene Ontology annotation, cellular component: plasma membrane.